Molecule: messenger RNA, 1925 nt
Organism: Myxocyprinus asiaticus (Chinese sucker)
Lineage: Eukaryota; Metazoa; Chordata; Actinopteri; Cypriniformes; Catostomidae
Product: pro-neuregulin-4, membrane-bound isoform-like
Exons: 5
Coding region: 181-507 (108 amino acids)
Biological process (GO): positive regulation of cell population proliferation; positive regulation of mitotic nuclear division; epidermal growth factor receptor signaling pathway
Source: RefSeq, a predicted model, not a curated record
GUGCAAAGGGAUCCACCCACCACGCUUAUGUGGCUCUGAGCUCCAGUGACGCCGAGCUCAAAACUUAUUUGAGGAAGACAAGGAGACUUGCCUGUGCUGGAUUUUACCUGGAAGGUGAUCAUAAUUGACUGCUCCCAGUCAUAAUCCUGAAAAGUGGAGAAGUUCUCUCAAAAAAGUCCCAUGAUGGCAGAACACGGUGAUCCUUGCACUGGAUCAGAAUCCAACUAUUGUAUGAAUGGAGGAACAUGUUUUAAAAUUCCCUCUGUGUCUACACCCACCUGUGUAUGCAGUGCGAACUACGAGGGCAGCAGAUGCGAGCAGUUUCAGCUGCUCAGUUUCUCACACAGCACUGAGGAGAAGGGUAUGAUCGCCGGUGUGAUCAUCAUCCUCCUCGUCAUUAUAGUGGUGCUUGGCGUGGUCAUCUAUUACAGCUGCAAAAUGAAGAAAGCUGCCCAAAGUCAACCAAAACCUGCAGAAGAGUACUGGAGGGUCAAAUCAAGAGUAUGAGAUUUACUGAGGCUGUGUGGAUUCGACUUUUGGAACUCACUAGGAAAUGUGGCAUGUGGACUCGACAUUCGCAGUUAAAAGAGGCCUUGAUGUUUAUGUACAACGCUGCUAUGAUUGUGGAACACGUACAUGUGGCCGUUAUCUUGUGACAUCACCCCCUUGUGGAGGUCUUGGACAGUGAAUGUGUGUUAAAACACAAUACUUUGGUUUUGUUGCUCCGAGUGCCAGCUACCAACAAACCAUCUAUCUUAUUUUUAUUUUUUUUACUUUAUAAAUAGUUUAAUAGAUUAAAGCGUAUUGAUUUAAAUAUGUCACAAAACGAUGCAGAUUCUGCAGAAAUUAACAUUAGACCAGACAUCAGCUAUUUAACAAAAAAACAUUUCAAAAUAGCAUCCUCACAUACUGUAUAUAAUAAAUUUCAUUAAAUCUAUUUAAGGGAGGGUGGGGUGAGGGGGUUGGUUGCUUCAUGAUAUUCAGAAGCAAACAAGUAUGUGGUUAACACCUGCCAUUUUGUGUGUGGAUUUUUGCAGUGUGCCUUUUUUUUUUUUUUUUUUUUUAUUGGCUAAAACUUUGAUAACAUAGGGAUGCAAUAUCCUCUUAUCUAAUUUUAUAAUAAUCUCUUAUCUCUUAUAUAAUAAAAUGCAAACUUAUUCACUCAUAUUAACUCCCAAUAUCUAAAAUUAGCAUCGGACUACUCUUAACGUCAUAGACAGGUUAAAUUCAUCACACACGGUUAAUUACACCAUUAUUCCUUCUACUAAUGUGAACACAAAUCUGACAAUAAAGUGAGGUUAACUUCAGUGGAAUUCCACAAACGCUGGAUAAUUAAAAUACUUGAUAUUACAUCAUACCAACUGAGUCAUGUUUCAAAUAAAGUUUAACUUUGAAGUAAAACACACGUCUUGUUCCUCACAAUGUGUGGGGGUGUGUUAAUAAGUCAGGUAGGCCUAAAUUUAACUAUAGACCUUGUUCACGCUAGCGCCAUCUUUGAUUUUUCAUGAGAAUAACAAUGAGGCUGUGAGGGAUAGACUUACAGUCUCUUCAAUGGGCUGUACUGCAGUUUAAAGUGUUUUUGGAUCAUUCCACGGACAAAACAUUGAUAAAAUAUCUGUCCAAGAACAUUCAGUAUACAAAGAACUCCAGACAACAUGAGCUGUGGAAAAUCAGAUAUGAUCUAGGAGCUUUAUACAGCUUUAUAACGUUCGUACCAUUGAAGAGACUGUAAGUCUAUCCCUCACAGCCACGUUGUCAUUCUCAUUAACAAUCAAAACAAAGUCAUUAAAAAUCUGAACAAAGUCUGUGGUUAAAUUUAGGCCUACCUGACACACACCCACACAUUGUGAGGAACAAGACGUGUGUUUUACUUCAAAGUUAAACUUUAUUUGACGCAUGACUCAGUUGGUAUGACGGAAUUUCAA